Messenger RNA from Ochotona curzoniae (black-lipped pika), 2689 nucleotides. RefSeq names its product zinc finger protein 366 (gene ZNF366). Lineage: Eukaryota; Metazoa; Chordata; Mammalia; Lagomorpha; Ochotonidae. The record is from RefSeq and is a predicted model, not a curated record. The transcript has 4 exons. Bases 10 to 2223 code for a protein of 737 amino acids.
CCGCUAAGCAUGCAGAAGGAAGUGAAGACCAUCAAAGCCGAGGCCGUGCACUUCAACCUGGGCACCAAGAGGCCCCCCUCCUUUCCUCACUGCCUGCAGGCAGCAGUUUCUGCAGGGAAAACUCCUGAGAAACACCCGCCCUUCCCCGAGGCGCUGCGGGGACCCUUCUCCCAGUUUCGGUAUGAGCCUUCUCCAGGGGACCUGGACGGCUUUCCCGAGGUCUUCGAAGGAGGCGGGUCUCGGAAACGCAAGAGCAUGCCCACCAAGAUGCCCUACCCGCAUCCUACCCAGGAGGCCUCCGCGGCCCUGCGCUCGGACGAGGGCCAAGGCCAAGGCCCUCCCAGCCUCCCGCUGCUCUUCCCGCAGCCCCCACGCCCCAAGUACGACUCCCAGAUGAUCGACCUGUGCAACGUGGGCUUCCAGUUUUACCGCACCUUGGAGCACCUGGGCGGCAAGUCCGUCAGACAAGAACCCAUCAAGCCCAGCGCCGUGUGGCCCCAGCCCGCACCUCCCGCCUUCCUGCCCGCACCCUACCCUUACUACCCCAAGGUGCACCCGGGCCUCAUGUUCCCCUUCUUCGUGCCCUCCUCGUCGCCUUUCCCCUUCGGCAGGCACGCCUUCCUGCCCAAGCAGUCCCCGGAGCCGCUGGGGCCACGCAAGGCUGAUCCCCCGGAGGGCGAAGAGACCAAGCAGAAGGUGGAGCGGGUGGACGUGAACGUGCAAGUGGACGAGAGCUACUACGUGGACGUGGGUGGGGCGCAGAAGCGCUGGCAGUGCCCCACCUGCGAGAAGUCCUACACCUCCAAGUACAACCUGGUGACCCACAUCCUGGGCCACAGCGGCAUCAAGCCGCACGCAUGCACCCGCUGCGGCAAGCUCUUCAAGCAGCUCAGCCACCUGCACACGCACAUGCUCACGCACCAGGGCACGCGGCCCCACAAGUGCCAGGUGUGCCACAAGGCCUUCACCCAGACCAGCCACCUCAAGCGCCACAUGAUGCAGCACAGCGAGGUGAAGCCGCACAACUGCCGCGUGUGCGGCCGCGGCUUCGCCUACCCCAGCGAGCUCAAGGCCCACGAGGCCAAACACGCCAGCGGGCGCGAGAACAUCUGCGUGGAGUGCGGCCUCGACUUCCCCACCUUGGCCCAGCUGAAGCGCCACCUCACCACGCACCGCGGCCCCAUCCAGUACAGCUGUUCCGAGUGCGACAAGACCUUCCAGUACCCGAGCCAGCUGCAGAACCACAUGAUGAAGCACAAGGACAUCCGGCCCUACAUCUGCUCCGAGUGCGGCAUGGAGUUCGUGCAGCCGCACCACCUCAAGCAGCACUCGCUCACGCACAAGGGCGUGAAGGAACACAAGUGUGGAAUCUGCGGGCGGGAGUUCACGCUGCUGGCCAACAUGAAGAGACACGUGCUGAUACACACCAACAUCCGUGCCUACCAGUGCCACCUCUGCUACAAGAGCUUCGUGCAGAAGCAGACCCUCAAAGCACACAUGAUUGUCCACUCAGAUGUGAAGCCGUUCAAGUGCAAGCUGUGUGGGAAGGAAUUCAACCGCAUGCACAACCUGAUGGGCCACAUGCACCUGCACUCGGACAGCAAGCCCUUCAAGUGCCUAUAUUGCCCAAGCAAGUUCACCUUGAAGGGGAACCUGACCCGCCACAUGAAGGUCAAGCACGGAGUCAUGGAACGGGGCCUUCACUCUCAAGGUUUGGGAAGGGGGCGGAUCGCCCUGGCGCAGACAGCAGGCGUCCUGCGGGGUCUGGAGCAGGAAGAGCCCUUCGACCUCUCUCAGAAGCGCGAAGCCAAGGAUCUCACCUUCCAAGCGGACCGGGACAGCGCGCGGGUCAGCCCCUGCCACGAGGACGAAGACAAUGACCCGGGCUACGAGGUGGAGUCUCCCAGCCCAAGCCUGGAACCCCCGAGCCCGGCACGCAGCGCCACCCACGAUCCGCAGGCAGAGGCUGAGCUGGCCCCGGAGGUUCCAGGGGAGGUGGACGAGGCAGACGCGGCGGACGAGCCCCAGAAGGAAGCAGAGGCCAACAGCAAGGUGCUGCCCGGGGCUCAGCACCCGGCACACAGUCUCCGCCUGUGUGCGUUCCCCAGCCCCCAGCGUGGCUCCUCUUUCUCUGAGUACUUGUACUUCAAGCACCGAGAUGAGAGCUUGAAAGAACUACUGGAGAGGAAGAUAGAAAAACAAACAGUGCUUUUAGGGAUCUAAGUGGACGACUUUAACAAUGCACUGGGGAGCUGGGACCCUACUAAUUGUGCAGGCACCCUCCCCGAGGUUUGGGUAGGCACCGCACUAUAACAAACUGUGCAUUGCUAGGGAUCCCCCCGCCUUCCCCCAUCCAGGGUGCUUUCCAAAAUCCCAUGACCCUAACUAACACGCAGUACGUGGACAGUUUCUAGUCACGGGACCAUGGUGCUUAAUGUGCUACCUUAGCAAUAACUGUAGUUGGAUUUGUGAACAUUAGAUUUUUUUUUCCCAGGCAGUCAAGAGUAGUAGCUGUAUAUUUCAAAAUCGCCUUUAUGAUAUUAUCAGAAAUGCCAGAGGUAAGACAGGAGGGUGAGCUAUGCAAGAUGUUCUCAGCUAGUGGCUGCAGGUGCGCGUGGAGCCAGCUCCGCAGAAGUUGCAUCCUUUCUCCAACAUGGACGUGGGCAAUAUUUACACCCCUGCCUGGUCU